This is a messenger RNA of Thunnus maccoyii (southern bluefin tuna), 1023 nucleotides long. RefSeq names its product TM2 domain containing 1 (gene tm2d1). The transcript is spliced from 7 exons. Bases 31 to 624 code for a protein of 197 amino acids. NCBI's taxonomy places the organism in Eukaryota, Metazoa, Chordata, Actinopteri, Scombriformes, Scombridae. The record is from RefSeq and is a predicted model, not a curated record.
GCAGCAGUGAGUCACGUGACAGAAGCAGACAUGGCGGCCUCCCGGAGAUGGCUGGUCUGUUUACGUUCCGGGAUCUGGAGCAUCUUAUUUUACUGUAUUUACUCUCAUUUAAAGGUGGUUCUGGCGGACGAUGUGGAAAGCUGCGAGAACUUAAGACUUGGACAGUAUCUCUGUAAACGUCCAAAGAUAGAUGAAGCCACUCAGGAGCCGGAGAACUGCAGGGACAUGACGGCCUUGGUGGAGUGCCUCCCAGCUGAGAACAUCAUCUGUCGACUCUCCAACGGGACGGAGUUCACGUUCAGCGGGAAGGAGGUGGGCUUCAACAAAACCAUCCCCUGCAGGAACGUGAGCGGUUAUUCCUACAAAGUAGCCGUGGCUUUAUCUCUGUUCCUCGGCUGGCUGGGAGCCGACCGCUUCUACCUGGGAUACCCUGCUCUAGGACUGUUGAAGUUCUGCACUGUUGGUUUCUGUGGAAUCGGCACUCUGAUCGACUUCAUAUUGAUCGCCAUGCAGAUCGUGGGUCCAGCUGACGGCUCCAACUACAUCGUGGAUUAUUACGGCGCCCGACUGACCCGUCUGUCCAUCACCAACCAGACGUUCAGGAAGCCUCACCUGCCUCAGUGAAGUGAUCAACGUCUCAUUAAAACACAAAGACGACCGUCGGAGCCGCUGAAGUUACAUCGUUGAUCAUCAGCUGCUUCCAUUUAUUCAGUUAAAACAUGUAUAAUAAAAUAUUUCACACCUUUCACAUUCCUGCUGAUCACUUUAUAAAUCAGGUUUUACACUGAUUUCAGCAGUUACGGUUUCAAUUUACUUUUAUCUAAAGCUGUUUUUGUUUCAGAGGAUUUUUUUGUUUUUGCAGAUGUUAAGAUGAAAUUAAUCCGACUAGUUCAGUCAGAUUAUUCACCAGUUUCCUGUGUCAGCUGUUUUUUGUUGUAUUUAAUGUCAUUUUAAUGUAAUAUAUUAUUAUGAUGUUUCACUGCUGCUGUGUCUUUUAAGUUAUGACGUUUUUUCCAUGAAAAA